AUGCACAAAUCUAACAAAGCUAGGCGCCCAAAGCGCAAAGACGGCAGCAAGGACGUUGCGUCCACCGCUGCCGACUCUUGGAGCCAAUCUGCGGAAGCAGAGCUCCGCAACGACGACGCGACCGAAUGCGCCGCAAUUCCAUACGAGCUCGUCGAGUUCAAGCUACGAGCCGCUAGCAAGGUCGUUCUACUCUACGGAAGGACAGGAAAAUGGGCUGCUUUGGCGCGAAAAGCUGAACUCGUCGAUGACCGCACACUAAGGAACAUCCUAAGCCUCAAACUGCCGAAGUAUGAGCACAGAGGGCUAGAAAUGGCCUGCCUAAUGCUUAAAGUGGUAAAGGAACGGACGACAAGGGAGGAGUAUGGCAACUAUGCGGACGACGACACCGUUAGUGAUGUCUCCGUGGAGACGUUCGCCGCGAUAGAGCCUGAAGAGAUGAUGUACCAACAAUGGCGCCCAGGAGUGGCAGAAAUAGUGGCUCUGUGUGCUAUAUGGGCCAUAGAAGUCGCCAGAGGAUCUAACCUGGCAAUUAUGGCAUACCGCGUGCUGAUCCUCAUGAGCAACUUCCACUGCAACAAAUACAUCAGGCGCUAUGUUGCCACAUUAUUUGACGACGACACGCCUGUGAUUGAUAUCGAGCUAAUGCACAAACUUACCCUGCUGCAACAUGUGUGCAUGACGCCAGACAGCAACCUGGACAAGGAUAAACUGCUGCGGAUAUGUUUUGCCACAGCCAAACGAGAUGAUAGCAAUAUCUACGUGGACGACGUGGUGACCCGCAUACUCUCCCAAAUCUGGAGCACGCAUAAGUGCCGCUUAGAGGAUCUGCCCUCGAGAUGCAGAUACAGGCUCAUGGGCCAGCUGCUGUAUAGAGGAUUGGAACAAGAGAAGAUAGCACCGGCCUUGGUAAAGGCCGCCGUAAGCGGCCCCUACCACGAGAGGAAGCUUGCAUUAGCAGCGUUGAAGGAAACUUACGAUAAGGUGGAUACGAACAUUGUCACAGAAGCGGCAAAUGAGGUGCUGCAAACGCCUGACUCGGUCGACUUAGGUAUACUUGGUCUUGCCGCUGUCUUCCUUGAAGACCAAAGGGCAGCCUUCAGUUACCUGCAGGAGCUCUGCAAACAAAUUGCCAAUAAAGUUGGCAUGGCCGAUGGUUCGAUUGAGGAAAUGUGCGCCGAUGCCAAAAAUUCCGUUAUCCAUCUCGUCACUGAUGGCGGUGCCAUACCGGAAGCGACGCGAAGACACGUGCGGAAAACGGGAAAACACUUUUUCACAGUUAGAGACCUGUUAAAUGCUAUCUCCGCUACGUUUUCAAGGAUAUGGAUGAUUGUGACAGAGAAGUCCGCGAAGGAAAAAAUUCCGCAAGAGUCACCUAUGGGAACCACAGUAGACACUAUUGCACUCAUUGCAAUAUGUCUGGCAACCUUACGGCAGGAGCUAGUGCCAUAUGUUAUGGACAUGAUCGAUAUGGUGAUGCAUCUUACAGGCACCCCAAAGAAGACUCUGAGGUUCUGCACGCGUACGCUAAAACGCUGUAAAAAGCCUGGGGAAUUCUGGGACAAACUGACUGUAGUGACGUCCCAACUGGUACGCACUAUGAUGCAGCCAGUGAUCGUGGAAGCGUAUACGCCAAUUAUGGAGGAAAGGUGUGUGUUGGCGCCAUUUGUGAAGGAAAUCGCAGAUGCGAUGCAUGCGGUUGUGGACACCGCCGGCCAGUCGUUGGUGAGGUACAGCUGCGCUACGAGCGUUAGUGAAACUGUGGCGCAGUUGGCAGCGUAUUUGAGUGUGAUAACGCCGAGCCAAUAUUCAGCGAAGGUGGCAAGGCGCAUUUGUAACACAUUAGAGACGGUUCUAGAGCACCUUCUGCAACCGAUACGACGAAAAAAAGGAGACGAAAACCGUGCCGAUCGGGUGGAAUUAGAAGAUAUCUUGCAUUAUCGUGGAGAUGCGUUUGAGUACAUCGCACAGGGGUUCGAGACGAUCUGCUGUGUUACAGUACCUAAGUUGGAAAUGAUAGGGAUGAUGCUGAGCCUGGUAUGGCACCCAGACAUCGCAAAAAGAGUCUUCAGAGGUUUUGAGACACUGGUUCUCACUAUGCCAAUCGGAGCGGAUGUUAGGAAGGGUCUUCUUAUGUAUUGCUUCAGGAGGGAGGUACACACUGACUGGGACGUCGAGACACUGGAUACACUCCACGCCUUCAUAUUUGGAUUGUUUGCAAUAAGUAUACGGAAUAAUAAACGGAAAAAUGCUUUACAGGACAAACUUAAAGUGACGUGCCGGAACGGAAUUAACUGGAAGGCUAGGAGAAAGCUUGCCGGCCCGUGGAGGCACGGCGUGGUUAGACUCGAUCGGGGCAAUAACAUUGCAUACUUCCUGGAGAAGUUCAUGAAGCUGGUGGAGGUGGAGGCUAAAAACACCCCGGUGGCGAUUCGGCAGCCCAUCCGAUUGCUGGACGAGAACUUGGGAAUGAUCGCCACGCGACCCGUCUCCCGCGAGAGUCUUGCCGCUGUGCCAUGGGUUGGCGUGUCGAGGAUCACGACGCUCAUCGAGGAGGUGCACCGCCGAGGACCCAACGAUGCCAAGACAUGGUCCCAACUACUCAAGAGAUUCGAUGUCAUUCUUAACUCCUUCGGACACAAGCACCUUGCCAGGGUGCUUGUUACCCUGGCGAAGGUGGGGAACUGCCCGGACGACCUGCUGCGUAAAAUCCGCAACCAGGCCUUGUCACAGUUGCAGCAGUGUGAUCUCCUGUCGUGUUGUGGUAUACUCUACGGCAUGAAAAGGCUAGGGGCAUGUGAUACUGAACUUCUGCAGAGAUUUAGGAAGCAAGUUGUGGACACCGUUUCCACGGCGCAGGCCCCGUAUCCUGUGGUCAUGCUGAUCCAUACCUUCGCCGACAGUGGUGACAAGGACACAACCCUGGUACUGCUCAAGGAGGUUGUGAAACGUGCUGACCAACUCAGCCCCAAAGCUUUGGCAAUGGUUUUGGUUGCAGCUACUGCAAAUUAUGGGCAAUGCAAGGAAGUGGAGGCGGCCAUGCUGCAGCUGCUACUUACUGCCGCCGGACGCAUGGGCGAAAUGGAUCUCAGGUCGCUCACGCAGCUCUACUCCAGCAUCGCAAAAAGCGGAUUUGCAAUCCGCGAACAUAUUCUGGACGCAAUUGCCGACGAGAUCGUGCCACACGUCGAGCGUCUCACGCCGCAACAGGCAGUGCUGGUUUUGAGCGGCGCUGCUCGAGCCAAACACGCCCAUCCACAACUAGCGGCAGCUGUGGUAAACGCCCUGGAAAGGAAAACUAUAGAUUCCGAUCCACAACUCAUGGUUUUCCUCCUCUCUGCCAUUGUUAAAUUGAACCUCCAGCACUCCUCUCUGGCAACGCAGCUACAGAGAGCGCUCGGCAAAACCGAGCUACGACCUACGGAGUUUGCAAACUUGGUUUAUCUCGUCGGGAAGUGGCGUCUCCCACAGCCGAGCAUGAAGUGGCUAUCGAGUCAGCUCGAUAGGCUCCUCCAAUCCUCGCAAGACAUGAUCUCUUUACGUGACGCCGCCCUUAUCGCGUACGGUUUUGCAGCAUCUGGUGAGAUGGAUGGUCUUGCGAAGGCAGUGGGCAUCGCCGAAGACAUAGCGGUGCAGUCUCAGGAGCAACACGACCAGCGCACUUUGGCGAUGAUCAACCACGCCGCGCAAAAAUUGCGCCUUCAAUUCCCUGACCUUUCGACGAACUCGCGUUCGCCAGAGUAG
Molecule: messenger RNA, 3741 nt
Organism: Babesia ovata
Lineage: Eukaryota; Apicomplexa; Aconoidasida; Piroplasmida; Babesiidae
Exons: 3
Coding region: 1-3741 (1246 amino acids)
Source: RefSeq, a predicted model, not a curated record